GCAGCAACAAUGUCGACCGCCGAGUCGCUUCCUCCAUCAGCUAUUGCCGCCGGCUCCUCUGUAGCAGACCAGGCAGCAGCUUUCGCAGAGGAUCCUAGGGUACAUUUUGACCGCGCGGCAGGGGCGUGGAGGUUUGAGAACGAUGAUGGAAGCGAGUUGGAGUACGAUGCAGCAAAGGGGGCAUGGGUUCCUGUGCUCGACGAAGACUUGGUGAAGGCGCAGCAGGCCGCCUAUUCUGUAGCAGGCGUUGACGAAGAGACUCCUGCCGCGCCCGUUCUUAAACGGACUAAGAAGCGCAAAGAGCCCGAAGACUACACCUCGAGCACCGUCGGCUCGAUCUCAGGCCCUGCCGUCAAGCGAGGCAAGGUGUCCAACGGACAAGCCGCCGCGCCCGAGCGCAAGUCGAAGAACACCGCCGUCUACGUGACCGGUCUCCCGCUAGAUACCGAGGCGGAUGAGGUCGUGGCGCGCUUCUCCAAGUUCGGCCUGAUCGAGGAGGACGACAAGGGCCAUCCGAAGGUGAAGCUGUACGCGCGCGAGGACGGAACGUUCAGCGGCGACGCGCUCGUCGUGUAUUUCAAAGAGGAGUCGGUGGACCUCGCGGAGCGGCUGUUGGACGACGACGAGCUGCGGAUUGGCGAUCCGAAAACGCGCAUGCGUGUGCAGAAGGCUGAGUUUGGCCAUAAGCAUGAGAUGAGCGAGGGAGGGGCGGAGGGAGAAGCGAAGCCCAGGAAGACGAUGGCAGACAAGAAGAAGGCCACAAAGCGAAUCGGAAAGAUGCAGAAGAAGCUGGGCGAAUGGGAUGAUGAAGAUGGUUUCGGCCCUUCCAGGACAGAAGAGGACAAGGCGCCAGUAGUAAAUAAGAACAACCGGAUAGUUGUCCUCAAGCACAUGUUCACAUCAAAGGAAUUGGAAGAGGACGCGUCAUUACUGCUCGACUUGAAGGAAGAUGUACGAGAGGAGUGUUCGACACUGGGUGAGGUGACGAACGUUGUACUAUAUGACAAAGAGCCAGAAGGCAUCAUGACCGUCAAGUUCCGAGACCCUAUCAGCGCUCAAGCGUGUAUAAUAAAAAUGAACGGACGAUUUUUCGCAGGACGGAGAGUGGAAGCUUUCUUAUACGCAGGAAAGCAACGGUUCAAGCGAAGUGCAGACGAGUCCUCGUUCGCAGAGGGUGAUGACGAGGGCGAAAAGAAACGCUUGGACGACUUCGCUAAAUGGUUGAUGACAGAGGGCGACUGA
Molecule: messenger RNA, 1242 nt
Organism: Laetiporus sulphureus 93-53
Lineage: Eukaryota; Fungi; Basidiomycota; Agaricomycetes; Polyporales; Laetiporaceae
Exons: 6
Coding region: 10-1242 (410 amino acids)
Biological process (GO): mRNA splicing, via spliceosome
Cellular component (GO): U2-type spliceosomal complex; U2 snRNP
Molecular function (GO): RNA binding
Source: RefSeq, a predicted model, not a curated record